AUUAUUCAACUUUUUUCACUGUCUUCAUUACUUAAAUUAUAUUUUAGGUUGUACCAUUAACUGGUUUCAACCAUGGCCAAAGGAUGCUCUGGUAUCUGUAGCAACUCACUUCCUUCAGUCCUUCAAGAUUGCAGCGUCUACUCCGGAAAUAAAGAAGAACUUGUAUAAAACCAUGGCUUCAGUCCAAGACAGUGUAUCGGUGGCUUGUCAAAACUAUUUCCAAAGGUUUAGACGAUCAACUCAUGUUACUCCUAAAUCAUUCCUGUCAUUUAUCAACAGCUAUAAAGAGGUGUACUCUAGGAAAGAAACUGAAAUCGGAGAAAUGAGUUUGAGGAUGAAUUCGGGAUUGGAAAAAUUGCAUGAAGCAUCUAAAUCUGUUGAGAUUCUAAAGGAAGAAUUAGCAAUUAUGGAAAAAGAUCUCCAAGUUGCGAAUCAAAAAGCUGAAAAGGUCCUAAUUGAGGUAACUCAAAGGGCUAAAGAGUCCGAGAUUAUGAAAGAUCAAGUGCAGAAAAGUAAAGAUAAAGCUGAAAAUAUAGUUGAGGAAAUCGAGAUUGAGAAAAGUCAUGCUGAAGAAAAGCUUGAAGCUGCUAGGCCUGCUCUAGAGGAAGCUGAAGAGGCUUUAAACACAAUUAAACCUGCGAACAUUGCAACAGUUAGAAAACUGGGAAGACCUCCUCAUCUGAUCAUGAGAGUUAUGGACUGCACAAUGAUUUUAUUCAGAUCUAAACUCCCCUUGAUCUCUCCUGAUCCUACAGUUCCCAGCCCUAAACCCAGCUGGUCUGAGGCCCUGAAAGUAAUGUCUAGCACUGGAUUUUUAAACCAGCUUUUAAACUUCCCCAAAGAUACAAUUAACGAUGAGAUGGUAGAGUUUCUUGAACCAUAUCUGACAAUGGAGGAUUACAACAUGGCCACAGCCAAGAGGGUGUGUGGCGAUGUUGCUGGUUUACUAUGCUGGACAAAGGCAAUGGCAUUUUUCUUUGGUGUAAAUAAAGAAGUUUUACCGCUGAAAAUUAACCUGGCAUUCCAAGAAGCUCGACUUAAAGCAGCAAUGAAAGAGUUAGAACUAACGCAAAGAACUCUAACAAAGAAAGAGCGACAAUUGAAAAAAGUGCAGCUGAUGUACACGAAUGCUGUUAAAGAAAAACAGAAAUUAGCGAAUGAAGCAGAUAUCUGCAGAAAGAAGAUGUCAGCUGCCAGUACUCUUAUUAAUGGACUUGGAGGAGAAAAACAGAGAUGGACGCAUCAGAGCAAAGCAUUUAAAGAACAACUAAUCAAACUUAUUGGAGAUACUCUUCUAGCUUGUGGAUUCCUCUCCUACUCCGGACCAUUUAACCAAGAAUUUAGAAAUCAGCUAAUGAAUACAUGGAAGGCACUUCUCAAGCACAAAACAAUACCCUACACAAACAGCCUGAAUGUUGUUAGUAUGAUAGUGGAUGGAAAUGAGACAUCGGAAUGGUCUCUGCAAGGGCUACCAAGUGAUGAACUCUCCCUGCAAAAUGCCGCAAUUGUUACGAAGGCCCAGAGUUAUCCUCUUCUCGUUGAUCCCCAGGGCCAGGGUAAAAUCUGGCUGAAAACUAAGGAACAGUAUAAUGAUCUACAGGUGACUAAUCUCAACCAUAAAUAUUUCAGAACUCAUCUUGAAGAUUGUUUAUCCUUGGGUAGACCUUUGCUUAUAGAGGACAUUGCUGAAGAGCUAGAUCCAGUUUUGGAUAAUCUCCUGGAGAAGAACUUUAUCAAACAAGGUAAAGCUCUUAAGGUUAUGCUCGGAGACCGAGAAAUGGAUAUUAAUGAUGGAUUUUCCCUUUUUAUCACAACCAAGAUGGGUAAUCCAUCCUACAGCCCUGAGAUCAGUGCCAGAUGUGCAAUCAUUGAUUUUACUGUAACCAUGAAAGGUUUAGAAGAUCAGUUACUGGGAAGAGUUAUUCGGAUGGAGAAAUCAGAUCUUGAGACAGAAAGAGUUCGUUUAGUUGAAGAUGUACUUGAGAAUAAGGCUACAAUGAAGGAGCUGGAGGAUAGCUUGCUGGAAAAACUAAAUUCUGUCGAGGGAUCAAUUGUUGACGAUGAUGAACUUAUUCAGGUUCUUCAAGAGACUAAAACCACGGCUGGAGAUGUGAGCAAGAAGCUGCAGAUCUCUGCUGAAACCGAGAUUAAGAUAAAUGCUGCUCGUGAAGAAUACAGAUCUGUAGCUACUAGAGGCAGCAUCUUAUACUUCCUGAUCGUAGAGUUAAGUAAGGUUAACGUCAUGUAUCAAACAGCGUUGAGACAAUUUCUUGUUCUCUUCGACAAUGCUGUCAUUAAAUCCAAACCGACUCAUAUCAUAGAUAAGAGAAUCACAAAUAUACUCGACUUCUUGACCAAGUCGGUGUGGAAGUAUACGAACCGAGGCCUGUACGAGCACCACAAGUUCUUGUUCACACUCCUGCUGGCCCUGAAGGUGGACCUCAACAACGGAAAUAUCUCUCACAGCGAGUUUCUCAUCUUUCUCAAGGGUGGAGCUUCCUUGGAUUUAAACUCGGUCAAGCCUAAACCAUUUCGUUGGAUGCUGGACGUGAUCUGGUUAAAUCUUGUGGAGCUCAGCAAACUUGAAACAUUCAAUGCACUCUUAGAUAAGGUUGUAUCUACGGAGAAAGAAUGGAAGUAUUGGUGUGAUACUGAGUCUCCUGAGGAGGAAGAUAUACCCUGUGGAUACCAACAAAACCUUGAUGUAUUUAGGAAACUGUUGCUGAUUAGAUCCUGGUGUCCGGAUAGAACACUGUCUCAGGCUCGAAAGUAUAUUUUCGACUCCCUCGGAGCAGAUUUCUUGGAGAACUCCGUCCUAGACUUAGAACAGAUGCUGGACGAAUCAGAUAACAGGGUUCCGUUAAUCUGUCUUCUCUCAACCGGAUCAGAUCCAUCCGGGCAGAUUGAGACUCUGGCCAAGCUCCGGGCUCAAGAUUUCCGUUCUCUAGCGAUGGGUCAGGGUCAGGAGGAGAGUGCAAGAAAAAUGAUCACAGAGGCCAUUGUUAACGGUCACUGGUUGAUGUUACAGAACUGUCAUCUUUCUCUUGAUUUCUGUGAGGAAAUCAUGCAAACUAUGCUGGAUACUGAUGAGAUGCAUCCAACCUUCAGGCUCUGGUUGACUACGGAGGUGAACAAGAACUUCCCCAUCGGACUACUCCAGAUGUCCCUGAAGUUCACAAACGAACCACCACAGGGUAUCCGAGCUAGCUUGAAGAGAACCUACUGUGAUAUCUCCCAGGAUACCCUGGAUUACUCCAACCACUCCGCCUGGCCUAACAUGCUGUACGCUGUUGCGUUCCUCCACACUGUGGUUCAGGAGAGAAGAAAGUUUGGUCCUCUAGGUUGGAAUAUUCCAUACGAAUUCAACCGAGCUGAUUUCAACGCCAGUACUCAGUUUAUUAUGAACCAUUUGGACGACCUGGACGCAAAGCGGGGAAUAUCGUGGCAGACGGUUUGUUUUAUGCUCGGAGAGGUUCAGUACGGAGGAAGGGUGACGGAUGAUUUUGAUAAACGACUUCUCAACACCUUCACCACGGUCUGGUUCUCCGAUAAUAUAUUUAACGCUGGGUUCAAGUUCUACGAAGGAUACUCCGUCCCAGAGUGUAAAACUAUCGAGGAGUAUAAUGAUUUUAUAAACAACAUGCCUCUACAGGAUAUACCAGAAGUGUUUGGUCUUCAUUCUAAUGCUGAUAUCUCAUAUCAGAUAAACACGGCUAAAGGUAUCCUGGAUCAUAUCCUUAGUGUACAGCCUAAGGAGGGAGGAGGAGCAGCUAAGGGUGAAACUAGAGAAGCAGUUGUCAGCAAGAUAGCUGAGGAUAUGCUUAGGAAGAUGCCGAGGGAUUAUGUUCCUCAUGAAGUUAAGGAGGCUCUGGUGAGGUUGGGAGGGAUGCUUCCGAUGAAUAUAUUCUUGAGGCAGGAGAUAGACAGGAUGCAGAAGAUAUUGACGCUGGUGAGACGAACCUUGACAGAUUUAAAGAUGGCGCUGGAGGGAACUAUUAUUAUGAGUGAUGAUCUUAAGGAGACCCUGGACAAUAUGUAUGAUGCGAGGGUUCCGGAGAAAUGGAAAAAGAUUUCGUGGCGUUCUUCAACUCUAGGAUUCUGGUAUACUGAGCUACUGGAGAGAGACGGACAGUUUAAACGAUGGUGCUUCCACGGCAGACCAAAGGUGUUCUGGGUGACCGGGUUUUUUAACCCGCAAGGGUUCCUAACAGCUAUGAGACAGGAGGUGACCAGGGCCCACAAGGGUUGGGCCCUAGACUCAGUUAUUUGUCAGAAUCUCGUGACAAGGUUUGCGAAAGAGGAUAUCCACGAUUCCCCCCCUGAAGGUGUAUACGUGCAUGGUUUGUUCCUGGAGGGUGCAAGCCUGGAUAGAAAAACAGGAAAACUCGUUGAAUCUAGACCUAAGGUUCUCUACGAGCAGAUGCCAGUUAUUUAUAUCUACGCUAUAAAUACUACUGCAGGAAAGGACAGUAAGCUGUAUGAGUGUCCUAUAUAUAGGAAACCUGGACGAACUGAACUUAACUAUAUCGGGUCAAUAGAUUUCGAGUCAGAUAUUGGACCCAGGCAUUGGGUUAUGCGGGGGGUUGCACUACUUUGCGACAUCAAAUAAUGGAUUCAAACUCAACUAAAUUCUAUUUUUUUAAAGUCUAUGCUAGCCCCAGCCAGUUUGGUUCAUUUGUUUGGCCAGCUAGCUAUCUAUAGCUAACAUGUGUACAGCCAGUUUAGUUCAACUGUUUGGCCAGCUAUCUAUAGCUAACAUGUAUACAGCCAGUUUGGUCCAACUGUUUGGCCAGUUAUCUAUAGCUAACAUGUAUACAGCCAGUUUGGUCCAACUGUUUGGCCAGCUAUCUAUAGCUAACAUGUAUACAGCCAGUUUGGUCCAACUGUUUGGCCAGCAAUCUAUAGCUAACAUGUAUACAGCCAGUUUGGUCCAACUGUUUGGCCAGCUAUCUAUGGCUACCAUGUAUAUACAUAUGAGCGAAGAAAAGCUUCAAUUCAAUGUAAAAUGAUAAAUCGUGGAAUUAAAGGAGUUCCAGGUCAUUAUUAGAGUCUCAUAAUUUAUGGGUAAGUCUGUUUCAAAGAAUAUUACUCUUACUAAGAAAUGAAUUAUUCUUAUGCAUUUAUUCAAAUAUAUCCAGCACUAUUAUUAUGAAAACGUUUUAUCCCCUAAAGAUGUUUUUAUAUGAAUUAUUAAUGUUGAAAUAUAUUCACAUUUUAUAA
Eurytemora carolleeae is the source of this 5220-nucleotide messenger RNA. Its product is annotated as dynein heavy chain 5, axonemal. Lineage: Eukaryota; Metazoa; Arthropoda; Copepoda; Calanoida; Temoridae. The record is from RefSeq and is a predicted model, not a curated record. Gene Ontology annotation, molecular function: dynein light intermediate chain binding; dynein intermediate chain binding; minus-end-directed microtubule motor activity. The transcript has 10 exons. Gene Ontology annotation, cellular component: dynein complex. The annotation marks the transcript as partial. Gene Ontology annotation, biological process: microtubule-based movement.